AUGAGGUCUGUGACCACAGCUGCCCAGAUGCUGCUGGACCGAAUGUGUUAUUUAGAGGAAGUGGGCUGGUUUCAGGCCUUUCUGGACAUCCUGCUCUCCUCAGUGAGUACACUGGAGCCCAGAGAGUGUGAGGAGGUCCAGGCGGAGGAGAGUCAGCGCGGUCGUAUAGCUGCCAGUGAGAAGCUCGUGACGAGUCUCCUGCGCUCAGACAAACCCAACUGGUUUAAACUGCUGAAGCACGCGCUGGAAAACUGUGACUUAGACAAGGCUCUAGACAUGCUGGAGACAAAUGGAGGAGGAAAGGCUGUGAAGGCCAGUGAAUGGGACGGAGAGCUGGAGGCCAUGAUGACGACCGUGUGUUUCAAGUUCAGAGAGGAGACUGAAGACAUGCUGAUUAGCAGCAACAACACGAAGUCCUUCAUAAUUGUGGGCCUGACGGCGUCAGUCAGCAUCAGUUCGUUCAAGAGCAGGCUGGAUGCGGAGAACAACAUCUUACAGCUCUGUGCCAAUCUGGACACCAGGGUCAUCACCACAGUUACUGAACACAAGGAUGAGCUCAAGUCAUACGUGCACAUGCCUGAGAAAGCUUUUUUCGAGGUUAAACAGUGCACGAGUCACCCCUUCAUCAGAAUAAUCAAAAACAUCAUGAGUAACAUCGAGCAGCUGGCGCAGAAGACCUACAACAUCGAGAGCCUGCUGAACAUCCAGAGCCGCGAGUAUGGCUCGCAGAAAUAUGAGCAGUGGCUCAUUUCUGUUCAGAAGAGCUGGAGAGUCUUACAGAUGAAGAACACAGACGAGGAGAGACACAUCUGCAGAGAACGCUACAACUACACCGAACACCUGUGGCCAGCGUUCGCUUGCAUCCAGAGCAGAAGAUGGGUGUUUGAGGAAGAACAGCGGCGUUCAUCAAAGCACGAGCCGUCUGCUGCUGUCUUUGUGCUCUUCCUAGUCCUGUGA
Sinocyclocheilus anshuiensis is the source of this 957-nucleotide messenger RNA. Its product is annotated as probable ATP-dependent RNA helicase DDX58. Lineage: Eukaryota; Metazoa; Chordata; Actinopteri; Cypriniformes; Cyprinidae. Gene Ontology annotation, molecular function: single-stranded RNA binding; double-stranded RNA binding; zinc ion binding. Gene Ontology annotation, biological process: antiviral innate immune response; cytoplasmic pattern recognition receptor signaling pathway. The record is from RefSeq and is a predicted model, not a curated record. Gene Ontology annotation, cellular component: cytoplasm. The transcript is spliced from 10 exons. Bases 1 to 957 code for a protein of 318 amino acids.